AUAUAUUGUGUAUAAAAUUCAUUCCAUAAGAUUAUCAUUUAUGAUCUAGUUUUGUGUAUUCUGAGUGAUGUAGCUAUACUGUAUUAAUCAGAUAUAACAUGUAGUUAAAAGGAUCUUUUGUGUACAGUCUUUGCACUGACACUAUGGCUUAGAUGUGAAAUUAUGUUAUAGCAAUCCCGUAUUGAUAGAGGAAAUUUGUGUUAUUUGGAUUUUACUAUAUAUUUAUCAUUCAUAUUUUUUAAGAUUAUUCAAGAUGAACAAGCGCCGUAGAACGUCUUCUGUUGCAAGCCGUGGUACAGAAGAUGACGGUGAUGAUAUACCGCCUGAACCGACAAAGAGAAGAAAAAAAUUAGAUCCUAGUGAUCUAUGCCAACAAUUAUAUGACGUGCUACGCAAUCAAAAAAAGGAAGAUGGAACACUAUUAUGCGAUGCAUUUAUACGUGUGCCUAAACGUAGACAAGAACCUGGUUAUUAUGAAGUUGUAACAAAUCCUAUAGAUCUAUUAAAGGUACAACAGAAGUUGAAAACCGAUGAAUAUAGAGAUAUGGAUGAUUUAUCUGCUGAUAUUCAACUCAUGGUUAAUAAUGCAAAAGCUUUUUAUAUGCGUACAUCUCCUGAGUAUAAAGAUGCGACUGAACUUUGGGAGUUAUGUAUAAAUACAAAAAAUCGUAUUAUGGAAGAAUACGAAGAUGCAGAACCUAAAGGAAAGCUUAUACUAAAAGUAGCACGAUUGGCUCGAAAAGCAGCAGCGAAACAAGACGACGCAGAAGAUACGUCUGAAAGUUCAACAAAUCCUGACGAAGAAACAAUACAACUUUUUGAAGACCUAUUUGCAGCAGUUAUGACAGCAACAGAUCCGGCUGACAACAAUAGACCGUUGCAUACAAUGUUUCAACUUAAGCCAUCUAAAAAAUUAUAUCCAGAAUAUUAUGAUGUAAUUGAAACGCCAGUAGAUCUAAAAACAGUUGCAAGGAAAAUUCAAGAAGCAGCCUACAGUUGUGUUGCGGAUAUGGAAAAAGAUUUGAUGCUAAUGUGUCGUAAUGCUUGUCAAUUUAACGAACCCGGUUCUCAAAUUUAUAAAGAUGCGAAACUUUUGAAAAAGAUUAUUACCGCAGCAGCAAAAAAACAGGACACUGGAUUAAGUAGCAGUGUUCCGAAAAUUGCAACAACUGCACCAUCAACACGAAGUAAAAGAGGAAGUCGUACAAUGGCGCAAUCCUUGAUAGCCCAGACUGCAGCAUUACCAGAUGAAGAUGAAGAAAGUGACGAUGAAGAGGAAGAGUCUGCAGAGACUGAAGAGGCUGACAAUCACCAGUGGCAGCUAUUUCAAACUAUCCGAACAACACCUAAUAAUCAAGGAGUUAGAAUGAGUGAAUAUUUUUGGAAAUUGCCAUCGAAAAGGUUAUAUCCCGAUUAUUACAAAAUGAUUAAAAAUCCUAUUUCUUUACUACAAAUUCGUACAAAGAUAAAGAAAGGAGAAUAUGGUACUGUUAGCGAAGUAGCCGGGGACAUGAAUAUUAUGUUUGAGAAUGCAAAGAAAUAUAAUAUUCAUACAUCUAGACUAUAUAAGUGUGCUGUAAAACUACAAAAGAUAAUGCAAGAGAAAGUACAAGAGCUCUUAGAAUUUGAUCAGGAUUCAGAUUCAGACAGCGAAUUUGAAAAUAAUUCUCACAAGGCUCAUAAUUUUAUGAAACGUGCUACGAGUUUGUUGACUCGUGGAAAAUAUAAAGACAACGCACCAUUGAAGAAAAGAUUGUAUUCAUUGGUUAAAUGUGUCAUAGAAUACGUUUGUGAAGAUGGACGACAACCGAUGUUAAUGUUUAUGGAAAAACCUUCUAAAAAAUUGUAUCCAGAUUAUUAUCAAGUAAUAGCAGAACCCAUUGACAUGUUAGCUAUUGAAUCGAAUAUCAAAGGAGAGAAGUAUCAAAGCGAAAGCGAAUUAAUACAAGAUUUUAAGUUAAUGUUUAACAAUUGUCGCCAGUACAAUGAAGAAGGUUCUUUAAUAUAUGAAGAUGCAAAUACUUUAGAAAGAAUUUUAAUGGACAAAGUAAAAGAAUUAGGUCCAUUGACAGAUUCAGGUAAAUCUUCAAAAUCGAGUGGGUCUACGCCAACUAGAAACGUUGGGAGACCCAAAAAAACUGUACCAGUGCACUUACAAAAAUUGAAAACUAUGUACGAUAUUAUAAAAGAUUACCAUGACACGAAAGGAAGACAGUUGUCUUUAAUUUUUAUGAAAUUACCGAAUAAGAAUGAGUACCCUGAUUAUUACGAAGUCAUUAAACAACCAAUGAACAUGGAGAAAAUAGCUUCAACAUUAAAAAAUAAUGGAUAUGAGAAUUUAGACGAUCUUGUAUCGGAUUUUAUAUUAAUGUUUGAUAAUGCUUGCAAAUACAAUGAACCUGAUUCACAAAUAUACAAGGAUGCGUUAAUUUUACAACGAUUAGUUCUUCAAACAAAGUUACAAUUAAGCGAAGACGAAGAAAGUGUGCCAGAUGUGUCUGCCGCAGUCCAAGAAAUAUUAGCAACAAUUUUUACUGCUCUUUAUAAUCACCAAGACGAAGAAGGAAGGUGUUAUUCAGAUUCUAUGGCUGAACUUCCAGAGCACGAUAUUGUCGAUGGGAAGAAGAUAAUUUAUUUUAUUUUAAAUAACAGGAUACGAGGAUUAUCACUAGAUUUAAUUAAAAGAAGGUUAGAUCGUGGAGUUUACAAACGACUAGAUAGGUUCCAAGAAGAUGUAUUUACAUGUUUAGAAAGAGCUAGAAGGCUGUCACGCACAGAUUCACAACCUUUCGAAGAUAGUGUAGAGCUUCAGGCAUUUUUCCUCAGAACUCGCGACGAAGUAACACGCGGUGGUGAUUUAUUACAUUCGCCGGCACUUAAUUAUACUCUCCUCGAUCUGUCUACUCAAGUUGCAGAACUUAAACGUCUAAAGCAACAACAAGAAUUAACAUUACCUAAUGAAGAGGAAAGUUGCGAUGGAAAUGAGACAAAAGAUUCAGAAGCAAAUACUAAUACAGAGGGAAGUAAUAUUGACAAUAGUGCUCCAAUGAGUUUUAACCAAGAAGUAUAUAGAGCUGGUGAUUUUGCGUAUGUAGAGCCUUCAGAACGAGGCAUGGAAUAUAGUGUGGUUCUUAUAGAACGUUUGUGGACAAAUGCAGAGGGACAGCAGAUGUUAUAUGGCAAUUUAUUUUAUAGACCAAGUGAAACUUAUCAUGUAGCUUCUAGGAAAUUCCUUGACAAAGAAUUAUUUAAAAGUGAUGCUCAUAUAGCUGUACCUCUAGCCAAAGUGGCUGGCAGAUGUAGUGUGCUAAGUGUUAAGGAUUAUUUUAGAAUGCAACCAGAAACUUUUCUAGAGAAAGAUGUUUAUGUGUGCGAAUCACGAUAUUCUACGAGAGCAAGAGCGUUUAAAAAAAUCAAAGUCUGGAAUUUUGAUCCAGAUCAUUUAAAAUUAAUUCCAAGAGACAAACCACUAGAACCGAAACGAGUAAUAUCAGUGUACAAGGAAAGACUAGAGAAACAUAAAGAAGAAAUCGCGGAGUUAGAAGAGGGAGAAAAAUUAACAGAAAAGGAAAGACCUAAUGUGAUACUAUAUAAUUCAAGUGAUACAGAGAAUACCUACUAUGAACAAUAUAGUACAUGCACGGGUGCCGUAAAAACUGGAGAUUUUGUAUACGUAGCAACGGAUGGAGGUAGACAACAAAUUGCGCAAAUCGAUGCUAUUUGGUCGACCAAAGAUGGAAAAUGUUACUUCAAAGGUCCAUGGUUGCUGAUGCCUGCAGAAAUCCCACAUGCUCCCAAUAAGUUAUUUUAUAAACAAGAACUUUUUUUAUCAACUGUUGACGGUACUCAUCCUAUCGUGGCUAUUGUUGGAAAAUGUGCUGUUCUUGAUUUUGGAGAGUAUAUUUGCAGUCGACCUACAGAAAUCCCGGAGGAUGAUAUUUAUAUUUGUGAAUCAUUGUAUGAUGAAAGUAAAAGCCUUAUGAAGAAACUUGGGCAAGAAGGUUUAAAAAAGUUCAAUCACAGCACAACAGUAACCGAAGACGAAAUUUAUUUCUUUCGGAGGCCAAUUAAUCCCGCUAAGGUUCCAGGCGAUGUGGCUCAUACGCAAAAUCAAGUCAAGUCUGUUACCCCUAGUUCGACUCAAUUUGAAAUGGAAGCCUCACCAUUGUUACCGAAGCUGGAACCCGAUGUACUAGGCAUGGGAGUAGGAUUAGGAGUGGGAGUGGGAGUAGGAGUUGGGGAGGACAGCAUGGACGCUGGUGGUCCACCGUCCGUUGGAUCUGCAGAAGCUCAACCGGUGCUCUCCAAUACUCAAACACCUGUGUCGACUAAGAAGAAAACGGCGGGUAAGAAAUUAGUUACGGGCUAUAUUUUAUAUUCGAGUAAAAUGCGAACGCAGAUUACACAAAACAAUCCUGAAUCAUCCUUUGGGGAGAUUAGCAGAAUUGUUGGCAAUGAGUGGAGAAAAUUACCAGCGGGAGAGAAACAAGCUUGGGAGGAAAGAGCAAUUAAGAUGAACGAGGAUGGCGGACAGCUUAAAGGAACGUCCGUUUCAGUGGGUACAAAUUCUUUACAAGAUGUAGUAUAUGAAUGUUGUUGGGACAAUUGUGACUGGCAAUUUGAAGAUAUGACCGAUUGUAUCGAUCAUUGUAUCGCUGAACAAAAUGGACAUGUACAAUCGUCUUUCGCUAACGCUGCUAGUGAUGUAGAAUAUCAAUGUCAAUGGCGCGGAUGUGGUCGUACAAAGAAAUCUGUACCUCCAUUUCCAAGUGUACAAAGACUAGCAAGGCACGUUAAAGAAGUACAUAUCCUUAAGUCAAAUGGACGAAUAAUACCUCCUACAGAAAGAAGCAAAAAUUAUAUGGCAUCGAAAGGUCCAACGAUAUUACCGCCAAUGGAAACUGAAACAUCGGCAGCUGCGACACAAACAAGUAGCAUACCUACCACUAAACAACCGGAACCAAUGUUUGUUGCAGUUCCUCCAAGACCAAGUCGUGUAUUACAUUCAGAUGCUUACUUACGGUAUAUUGAAGCUCUAAACGUAGAAAACCGGUACAUAUCAAAUUGGGAUAAACAGAUGAACGCAAAUCCUGAUAAUACACAAAUUCCUGAUGUAACAAAAUUACCCGCCGAAUGGCUCGGUAACGGUGUAGGCAAUCAUGGGAACGUGGUAAACGCCUUAUGGACACUCAGGAAUAUGAUGAUGCGAGAUGUUUUGGCCAUCAAUAAAACUUUAUAGUUUAUAACUUGUUAAGAUCUAUAAUAUUUAACAUUCGAUGCUACCUUAAAACUACAAUUUUCAGGUCCGUCGAUCCUAGAUGAAAGACUGAGAAUUAUUCGAAUAUCAGUGUAUUUAUAAUUUUAGUUUAUUUACUUUUCAUUUUACAAUUCUAAUUAGUACGUGAAACUUAAUUUAAUUGUAAUUCACUUUUUAGUCAUUUCUGGUAUGUAAUUUGAAACAAAUAGGAAAGUGAUUUUAUUAUUAGAAGAUUUUCAGAUCUGUAGAGUAUUUACACAAAUGAAUAAGUUUAGUGGGAUAUUAAUUUUGAAAAUGCAAUCAGCAUUAUUUUCGAUACAUCGCCUAUGGAUCUGUUAGGAGUAGAACUAAAAUGUUACAACGUAAGAAUCGCCAUUUUGUACAUAAUUCGCUAUUUUUAGUUUUAAAUUUUCAUAAA
Colletes gigas is the source of this 5675-nucleotide messenger RNA. It is a transcript of the gene polybromo, whose product is annotated as protein polybromo-1. The record is from RefSeq and is a predicted model, not a curated record. Gene Ontology annotation, cellular component: RSC-type complex. Bases 254 to 5239 code for a protein of 1661 amino acids. Lineage: Eukaryota; Metazoa; Arthropoda; Insecta; Hymenoptera; Colletidae. Gene Ontology annotation, molecular function: chromatin binding; protein binding. Gene Ontology annotation, biological process: chromatin remodeling. The transcript is spliced from 26 exons.